GUCAAUGCAAUUUUGUAUUUCAGUGUGUUCACAUUUGACAAACGUGAAGAGCUUUCUAAGAAAAAUACCACAUAUGUUGUACAGCAGAAGAUUAUAGCGACACCUUAUGGCGGUCGGCUGUGCUACACACUUCCACAUGGAAACUUCCUAUAUGUACACCUGAAAGAUAAACAGAGAAUCCGACAUAAGAAGAGGUGGUCUCAGAUCAUGUACAUGUAUUAUUUGUUGGGAUGGAAGUUAUAUCGGAAAUAUUUUAUAAAUUUAUCAGACAAAUCUGAACUUGAGGUAAGUUCAAAAUCAAACACCUAUAUUCUUGCACUGGAUGGAGACACUGACUUUCAGCCAUCAGCUUUAUUGCUCUUGGUGGACAGACUAAAAAUGUAUGAAAAAGUUGGUGCAGCCUGUGGAAGAAUACAUCCGACGGGCACAGGUCCUGUGGUUUGGUAUCAGAAGUUUGAAUACGCUGUGGGCCAUUGGCUGCAAAAGUCCUCAGAGCACGUUUUUGGUUGUGUCCUCUGCAGCCCAGGAUGCUUUAGUUUGUUUAGAGCAUCUGCACUUAUGGAUGACAAUGUGCUGAAGAAAUACACCACAAAAGCAACUGAAGCCUCUCAAUACGUCCAGUAUGAUCAAGGUGAAGAUCGUUGGCUCUGUACAUUGCUACUUCAACAAGGCUGGCGUGUGGAAUAUAACGCUGCAUCCGAUGCCUACACAAAUGCUCCACAAGAAUUUGAAGAAUUUUAUAAUCAACGUAGACGUUGGGGACCGUCUACCAUGGCCAAUACCCUUGAACUACUGCAUAAUGGAAGAGAAGCAGUAAAGAAAAAUUCAUCCAUCUCAACUCCCUAUAUCAUUUACCAGAUAUUUACUAUGGCGUCAUCAAUACUAGGGCCGGCUACUGUCUGCUUAAUGAUUGCAGGUUCAUUUUCCUUUCUCUUUCAAUGGAAUGCAAAUGUCAGUUUAAUAUUAGCAAUAACUCCUCCAGCUAUGUACAUUGGUGUCUGUUAUCUAACAAGUACAAAAACCCAAAUAAACAUUGCUGCAGUGCUCAGUGUGCUAUAUGCUUUUCUAAUGACCGCAACCUUCCUGUGUAUUAUAGGUGACAUGGUUAAACAAGAAACCUUUGUGACACCUACUGGCAUAUUUCUCAUUUCCAUGGCUUUAAUAUACAUUGUAACAGCUUUAGUUCACCCACAGGAAUUCCAUUUACUAACCUAUGGAUUUAUGUACAUUAUUUGUGUACCAAGUGGCUAUCUCCUAUUAACUAUAUAUUCCUUGGUUAACAUGCACAUAGUCUCAUGGGGAACUCGUGAGACUGCUAAACCAAAAGAGGAAAAUAAGGAAGAAAACAAGAAAGUCAGAUAUAGAAAGAAUUGUAAAUGUUUGUGCUGGGACAUAGAGAUAUCAGUUAAUGAGCAAAAUGCUAAAGAGAAUAGGCAAAAACAAGAACAGAAAGAUAAUCUUCAGCCUCUCACCAUUCAAAGCCAAGAACAUGAAAAUGACAUCGAACAAGGUAGCCACACGAAUGAAGAUGAUGUUGCACAGGAAGCUUAUGAAGAAAGAUGGAUACAGCAAUUACAAUCAAAAUCAAGAUACAAUGUACUGAAUGAAGAACAAUUAAUGGAGGAGGAAGUUCCAUUUUGGAAAACUCUUAUAAAGGAUUACUUGGAGCCUCUCAAUGAAGAUAAGAAAAAACAAGAACAAAUUGCAGAAGAUUUAAAGUCAUUAAGGAAUAAAGUAACCUUUGUGUUUUUCAUGAUCAAUCUGUUGUGGAUUGUGGCUACUUUCUUUUUGCAAAUAAUUGGCUCUUCAAUCACCAUACAAAUACCCAAAGUGUUUGUCAAUGGAACCGUUUCAGAUUUAGAAACAUUGCCUGUGGAACCCAUUGGAUUUAUGUUCUUGAUAUCAUUUGCCAUCUUAAUUCUAUUACAGUUUGGUGCACUUCUCUAUCACAGAAUCUAUACAUUGAUUCAUUUCAUUGCUUAUCAAGAAACUGAAGGGAAGAUAAACAGAGAGGCCUUUGGAGAUGAAAACAAAUACAAAGAAAUGAGCAAUGGAAUUAACGAAAAUCAAAAUAUUUAUGAGAAUCCCAUUGCAAUAAUUGCAGAAAAUGAGACAGGCCAAAGUGCUAUCCCUUCUCUAGAAAUGCAUCUUGUAACAAGUUGAUUUUUGCACAGACAGUCAGGAACUGCACUAGUGAAUAUAUAGGCUCACCAUAUGCACGCUAUGUCUGGGUCUGGCAAUAGGCAGUAAAUGAUAGUGCUGAUAUCACCAAGCACAAGUGGAUCAGAAUAGUGGAAGCAUCUAAUUCAGGGUUAUUCCAUACUUUAGUGGAAUGGGGUCUAUUUUUUUAAUGACAUUUGUCAGUGUGAUUUACUUAUGUAUGUGCUAAGCAUAAGACAUUCUGAGCUUUGUAAACAAAGUUGAUCUUUUUUUAUCACAGGGACUAAUAUUCCUAUGCUGAAUCACCCUGUUUUAACUGAUGACGUUUUA
This is a messenger RNA of Bombina bombina (fire-bellied toad), 2490 nucleotides long. RefSeq names its product chitin synthase chs-2-like. The transcript has 13 exons. Gene Ontology annotation, molecular function: chitin synthase activity. The annotation marks the transcript as partial. Gene Ontology annotation, cellular component: cell septum; cell periphery. The record is from RefSeq and is a predicted model, not a curated record. NCBI's taxonomy places the organism in Eukaryota, Metazoa, Chordata, Amphibia, Anura, Bombinatoridae.